Ruditapes philippinarum (Manila clam) is the source of this 1302-nucleotide messenger RNA. Its product is annotated as pyruvate dehydrogenase E1 component subunit alpha, mitochondrial-like. The coding region runs from base 111 to 1274 and encodes 387 amino acids. The transcript is spliced from 9 exons. Gene Ontology annotation, biological process: pyruvate decarboxylation to acetyl-CoA. Lineage: Eukaryota; Metazoa; Mollusca; Bivalvia; Venerida; Veneridae. Gene Ontology annotation, molecular function: pyruvate dehydrogenase (acetyl-transferring) activity. Gene Ontology annotation, cellular component: intracellular membrane-bounded organelle. The record is from RefSeq and is a predicted model, not a curated record.
CAUUUCAAAUAAGCCAUCAAUUUUACAAUCGUACAGACUGCAAGCACUUGUGUGACCUUGAAUAUCCGUUGAAUUUCCUGACCUUGUCAAAUUUCGGAAACUAAUUUACAAUGUUGUCUACGCUUAAAUUUGUAAGAAAUGGAUUACAUCAAAAGCAAUUCCUGGUUGGUCUUGUGCAAGCCUCCAACUUUGCGACUGAGGCAACAUUUGAAACACAGCCAUACAAGCUUCACAAGCUUACAGAAGGGCCAAGCACGACUGUGUCUAUGACGCGGGAUGAGGGUUUGAAGUUCUACACUGACAUGGUCACAAUCAGAAGAAUGGAGACUGUGGCAGCUAACCUGUACAAGUCCAAGGCCAUUAGAGGUUUCUGUCAUCUGUACUCUGGGCAGGAAGCUUGUUGUGUUGGUAUGGAAGCAGCUAUCACACCAGAUGAUGGUGUAAUCACAGCAUAUAGGGCUCACGGCUGGGCAUAUGUACGUGGAAUAAGUGUUCUUGGUGUAUUGGCAGAACUAACAGGUAGAUCAUCAGGAUGUGCUAAAGGCAAGGGAGGCUCUAUGCACAUGUAUGCACCCAACUUCUAUGGUGGUAAUGGCAUUGUAGGUGCUCAGGUGCCAUUAGGAGCCGGGAUUGCACUGGCUAUGAAGUACCAGGGUAAACCCAAUGUCUGCUUAUCAUUAUACGGUGAUGGUGCAGCAAAUCAAGGACAAGUAUUUGAAGCGUACAACAUGGCCAAGUUGUGGGAUCUACCUUGUAUAUUUGUAUGUGAGAAUAAUGGGUAUGGUAUGGGAACAAGUGUAGGCAGAUCUUCAGCCAGUACAGAAUAUUACACUAGAGGAGACUACGUACCAGGAUUAUGGGUUGAUGGUAUGGACAUAUUAGCUGUAAGAGAAGCAACAAGAUUUGCUAAAGAAUAUUCAUUGAAGAAUGGUCCCCUUGUCAUUGAUUGUGCUACAUAUAGAUACCAUGGUCACAGUAUGAGCGAUCCAGGAACCAGUUACCGUACUCGUGAUGAGAUUCAGACAGUGAGAGAGAAAAGAGAUCCAAUUAUAAAUCUCAGGAACAAACUCGUAGAUGCUGAUCUUGCUUCUGCUGAUGAGCUCAAAAAAAUUGAUCAAGAUGUGAGGAAACAGGUAGAUGAGGCAGCAAGCAAGGCUAAAACUGACUCUGAACUGCCACUAGAGGAGUUAUACAAUUCUAUUUUAGUAGAUCCACCAUCAGAUAUGCUAGUUAGAGGAUGUGAUGACUCUAUAUGGGCCAAGACCACAGCUUAAUUGAUUAUGAUGAGAUUAUUGUGUUGUU